UUCGCCCUUCCUGUUUCCCACUCUCUGUGCUCUCUUUUUCUCCCCUCGCACGCUAGGGAACUGAACAGAAGCAGCUUUGCGUCUGUUCAGCAGCUGAUUUUGAGUUUCCUCCUCUAGUUCCUGACCUGUGGCGUCUCACCAGACAUCAGGAUGAGUGGGAAUCCCUUCCAGAACAAGAUGCAAACCAAGAUGGAGAAGGCAAAGACUAUGAGUGACGAGGAGAAGUAUUACACUCAUAAGGGAGUGCUGUACCCGACCCUCAUGUGUCCAGAAGAACAUAUGAAGUGUAUCGUCGACAUGAAGGCUAGAGAGGAUGAUGUCAUGCUGGUGGCAUAUCCUAAAUGUGGUUUUAACUGGAUGGUUGGUGUUCUGAGGAGAAUCAUUGAAGAAGGCACAGGAAGGAAGCUUGAAGGCAAGGCUCCCCCACUGAUCGAGUUUCUAGGACCAGAUCUCUUACAGCUGGUGGACCAAGCUCCGUCUCCGAGGUUGAUGGGAACUCACCUUCAUCCUGACAGCAUUCCUGCAUCCUUCAAAGAGAAGAAACCAAAGACCAUGGUGAUCUUCAGGAACCCAAAAGACACUCUGGUCUCCUACUACCAUUUCUGCAACAACAACGUGGUUCUGCCUUCAGUGAAGUCCUGGGACUCUUUCUUUAAGGACUUCAUGACUGGAAAUGUUGCAUGGGGGUCGUACUUUGAUCAUGCCUUGGCCUGGGAGAAGAGGAUGGAUGAUCCAGAUGUUCUGCUGGUCAUGUAUGAAGACUUGAAACAGGAUCUGGACGCAGGAGUCCGACAGAUAUGCACCUUCUUCGGCUUCGACCUAAUGGAUGAUCAGGUGCAGAAGAUCACUGCAGCCAGUAGCUUCAGUGCCAUGAAAGAGAACUCGAUCAACUCCCACGGCAGCAAAAGCAUCGGAGACGUCAUCUUCAGGAAAGGUGAAGUCGGAGACUGGAAGAACCACUUUACUCCAGAACAGAGUCAGGAGAUGGACGAGGCUUUCACCAAACAUUUGGGAGGAACGAAGCUGGGAGCCAAACUGAACUAUGAUCGUUACUGUAAAUAAACAAGAAAAGAAGAAGAGCGACGGGAGGAGAAGGUCUGAUGUUGAUCAGGGUGGAAAACAGAAUGAGGCUCAAAAAGGGAGAAGAUCCGUCAAAGUUGUAUUUUAAUCAAUUAAUAAAAUGAAUAUUAAUAUAAUUAAUAAAAUUUAGUUUGGUUCUAACAUACUUUCACAAACUUGUCCAAAACUGAGAUUAAAACUUCCUCAGUGCUAAGAAAACAUUCAGUCUCACAUUUGUUCCAUUUCCAUAUUUUCUUCAGAUGAUAUUAUUUACCUCUACAUGUGAAUAAUUUUAACAACGAUGUAAAUGAAAGGACUUUACUGCCAUGUCUGUGGAAUCUGUCUGAAAUUUUUAAAUGUUUCUUGGUCUCGUUUUCCAGCUGUCGUUCAGUUUGUAGGUUCUUCCAGGUUUAUUUUUUAUUAAUGAUGAAUGGAGUUUUGUACUUGGCCGCAUGUCUUGAAUGAUGAUUUGAUUGUGACUCUUAUUUUAGUCUUGUGUUUUGUUGUACUCCCUGUUUAGCACUUUGGUCUCAUGCUGUUUUCAAAUGUGAUGCAGAGAUAAAAUUGGAACAAGUAACCAUUAGAGCCCACAUUGUCAGAGUUAACACACAUCACUCAACAUCGGUCAUUUUUGCCUCUCUGCUGUUCCUCUGCUUCAUCCAAGCCCCUCCCUCUCACGUCGCACAGCACCCGCAGAAAGUGCCUGUAAUUUUGGUCAUUAACGGGGGAGCAGACCUGGUCCUUGAAGGCCAUUCUAUGUCAAGUUCAGAUUCAAUAGUUCAAAUUUGAGGCAUAUCUCCGUCAGCCUAUCUCCAUAAUGGCAUUGGGUGUGUACGUCAUGAUGCAGACAUAUAAAUUGGGCUUAAUGAGACAGAGAACGCAAGCUUGUGAUUGGUCAGGAUGCCGCUUUUAUCAACAGCACUGCCAUUGCGCCCUCAAAAACAAAGAUAUCGAGCGGGCAGACACAGAGCAGAUUGAAGAAUACCUCGUGGAAACUCUAAAAAAUAUGAAUGUUUAUUCACUCUUGACUGGAGAAGUAAAAAGAUAAAUACAGUGUGUUUUUGCUACCCAAGGCCAUAUUAUACUACAGGGUGGGCCAUUUAUAUGGAUACACCUUAAUAAAAUGGGAAUGGUUGGUGAUAUUAA
This is a messenger RNA of Nothobranchius furzeri (turquoise killifish), 2205 nucleotides long. RefSeq names its product sulfotransferase family, cytosolic, 6b, member 1 (gene sult6b1). Gene Ontology annotation, cellular component: cytoplasm. The record is from RefSeq and is a predicted model, not a curated record. Lineage: Eukaryota; Metazoa; Chordata; Actinopteri; Cyprinodontiformes; Nothobranchiidae. Gene Ontology annotation, molecular function: sulfotransferase activity. Gene Ontology annotation, biological process: sulfation.